Caenorhabditis auriculariae is the source of this 3431-nucleotide messenger RNA. NCBI's taxonomy places the organism in Eukaryota, Metazoa, Nematoda, Chromadorea, Rhabditida, Rhabditidae. The record is from the annotation of a GenBank genome assembly.
AUGUCUUUACGAGGAGACUUUGAACGCGAUGGUUUUGCUGUUGUUGACGGAGUUUUCAGUGAUGAGGAACUACAAAAAAUGAAAGAUUCCAUGGCGGAAAUAGUGGGAAACAUGGAUUUGGCCGAACAUCCCAAGAGCGUUUUUUCGACUUAUGAUGAGGAUAAGGUUGGUUUCUGAAACCACGGCAUUUUUUUUGGCGACAGCCCGCCCAUAUUUUUUCCGUAAAAUUUAGUGUGUCGUGUUCAUACACUCCGGCGCUCAGGCACACGCCGUGUUAAACGUAUUUUUAGUUAUAUUUUUCGCUCUCUGGUGGCUAUUUUGAAUUUCGCGGAAAUAUUUUCAACACGCGAUGCGUUUUAAAAUACAAAAAAAAAACAGAAAAAUCGCGUUUUUUAAAAUGAGAAGUAUGUUCGUCUCGGAAGCCAUUGAUGCGCCUUUAGUAUUUCCUGUUGUUUGCGCAUUUUUCCCAUGACGUCACUUGGGAACGGCCGAGGUUUUGACCAUGCCCCCUUAAUUUUUGGUUUUCCACUCACAAAAACGCCGUGAAAUAUUAGAGCGUGCUAUAAUAACUUUUUAAGCCUUGAAUUGAAAAAGAUAUGAGUGAAAAUUUGUAAAACCGAAUCUUUUCGGAUUUUAAAGCUAUCACUGAGUUAAAAACGAAAUUAGCAUCUCAAAUUUCAAAUUUUCAGCACACUUCUGAUGAUUAUUUCAUGAACAGUUCCGAUAAAAUCCGUUUUUUCUUCGAAGAAGGCGCGAUUAAUAGUGAAGGAGAGCUGAAAGUUGACAAGGAGGUCGCUUUGAAUAAAGUUGGACAUGGUAUUUUUUUAAUAUUUUUUUGAAUAUUUAAUAUUUUUUUCCUUUUCUAGGACUCCAUUUCCUUGACCCAACUUUUCGGGAAAUGACCUUCCAUCCCAAGGUUCAGGAAAUCUUCAGAGAAAUUGGCUACGAAGAGCCCGAAGUCGUUCAGAGCAUGUACAUUUUCAAGGUUUUUUUUUCUUAAAAUUUUUUAAAAUCAUUUCGAAAGGAUAUAAAAAUCAAUAAAUAUGUUUUUUUGAAAAAUAAAUGCUACGACAAGGGUGAGUUUUUCUUUUUUGAAGAGUACGGUAUGUGAAAGUCCGCGUUUGGCGUGUUUGCACAUUCUGAGUGGUUUUUCCGCGUUUUUUUAAAGUUCAUCGAAAUAGGAAACAGUCGAACUACAUCAACUAUUCAUUCUGAUUCAUUGUGCCAAAAAAACUGAAAAUAUUAUAAUAAAAAUGGAAAACGCGGCGUUUCUGUGCAAACACGCGAUCAUGCGGACUUUUCACAUACAGAUAUCGAUUAUUUUUCCUAACUAAAGUUUCAAUAAAGCGUCUUUUUGAAGUAUAUUAUCGAAUAUAGACAGAUAUUCCGUAUAUUUUUACUAUUUUGUACUUUUUAUAUUUUUUUACUUUUUUUAUACUGAUUUCUCAACUCACAAAGAGAUAUUUUUAGAAAUUAUUGGAUUUUUUUCACAAUUCGGACCAGAAAAAAACCUUUUCCAGCAAAAAGAAGAUCGGAGGAGCCGUGACGGACCACGUGGACGCCACCUUCCUUCGAGUCGAUCCCGUCGAACACCUCACCGGGGUCUGGAUCGCCGUCGACGACGCCACCAUCGAAAAUGGAUGUCUUUCGUUUAUCCCGGGCAGUCAUAAAGGUGGAAAGAAUUGAAAGAAAUUCAACUUGGGUAUUUUUGUAGAAUAAUAAGAGCAGAAAUCUGUUAAUGAUUUUUUUUUUCAAGUGGUCGGAAGUUCAAAUUUCGGGAUUCCAUAAUCAAGCUCCGGGAAAUUCAAAAUAGCCGUCAGAGAGUGGGAAAGAUAACUAAAUUUUGGAGAUUCAGAGAUAAAUCUGAAAUUCGCGGAAGUUUCUUCGUACACGGCUUCUUUUAUACCAAUGCGCUCUAUCGCUUAGGAACUCCCGAGGGGUCCCUAAAGUGGCAUUUUAGGGGCUCUUGUAGAUUCCCCUCAAGGGAUCGCCUUAACACCCCUGUAGGGGCACUAAAGCUUGCAAAAGUGGUCACUUUAGGGGAUCAUGCUAGUGGUCUGUAUAUGUCUUUUACCUUUCAGAUAAGAACAAAAAGUAAAAGACCCCUAUAGGGACCACUUAAGCUUCAGGUGUCACAGCCUGAACUCCUAUAGGGAACACAUAACAUCUGGCUCUCCAGGGAGCACUAUUUUGAGCCUUAUAAGCCCCUUUUAAACUCUAUAGUGAUCACUAUGGCGUUCCUGAGUAGUUCAAGCCUCACUUUGAGCUUCUGUUCCGUAUAAAGAAUUGAAAAAAAUCUUCAUUAAUUGGAAUUUUUACCUCAUUUCAGAAACAACGGCCCUCGAUUAUCGAUUCGUCCGUACCCACAGUCAAAAAGGACCCCUUCUGAAGUUCAUCGGCACCCGGCCAACUUAUGAUUCGUCACGAUUUGUUCCUGUUCCAAUCCCUAGAGGUACCACUUGAUCAAUUUUUCCAAUCCCUAGAUCAAUUGGUUGUACUUUCUUCCGCGAACUUGCUCCAGUUAUAACUCUAAUUUGAAGUAAUUGAAGAUCUGCAAGAGAAAAAUAAGUGAAAAAAUCAAAAUUCAAUUUUCCUGCUCCCAAAGGUUCCCUGCUGCUGAUCCAUGGCCUGGUGGUCCACAAAAGCGAGCAGAAUACUUCGGAAAAGAGCCGCCACGCCUACACGGUCCACGUCAUGGAGCGCAGGAACACCGUUUGGAGCUCUGACAACUGGUCAGUAACAUGAGCAAUACGAAGUAAUGUCGUUUUCAAGGCAUUUUUUCACUUUAGAAACGCUUAAUUCAGCUUUGAAUAAAGGAAAUGUACUGAAAUAAGUAAUUCCGCUGGCUUGAGCCAUUGAAAAAAGGUCCUGAGACGAAAAAAGAGAUAGCAUCUGGUCGGUGGAGAGCGCAGUCAGGCCACGCCCCUUUUUGUCCUAAGCUUGAUUUGAAUCGACUAUAUGUCUUCAAAAAGUGCAUACACUUGAAAAAUAUAUCAAUUUGAGGCUUUUUAAAAGUUUUAAACGCCUUUCAAUGAUUUUACUUCUUUUUCGGGUCUUUUUCAUUAUUCUAUGGCUUUGCCGGUGAGAGAAAGGAGAGCGCAGACAGGUCAGAAUGUAGGAAAAUGUGAUUAAAAAGCGUUGAUGAUGGAAUGGACAAUACUAGUUUCAAUCUUUUCAAAUUUUUUCGGAAAGCAUAUAAUUUUGAAUUUUUUUUUUCUAUCACUUUUUGGUUGCUUCGAGCUGUAAAACCGGUAUUUUUUAAGAUUUUAUUUUUCUAUAACAGUGUUCUUCUAUUUAAAAUGAGGAUCAAACAUGUAAAAUCAGCUAAUAUGAGUCAUAAGAUGAAUAGACUGAAAAAUUUCUCAAUUUUUUUCAGGCUACAAGAAACGGCCGACUACAAGUUCCCUAACCUCUACACGACGGAACCGUGA